ACAUGGUUUGACAACGUCGUUUGGGUACUGCCAAAUCCCUGAAUCUAGCUAAUGUUGUUGACGUCCAAACAGCCAGAAUAAAACUGUAAUACAUUUAUGUACUGCUAAUUGUAGUUUUACUGAGAUUUCCCCCAACAGACAGAUUAGAUUAGCCACUCCUCCGUUAGCAUACGGGGACAGGCAAUCAUAGCUAACAGUUACCUAGUGUUUUCGCAAUUUGGAAAGAUGGCUGGGGACUUGCGCGAUUUGGCGCUGGAAAAAGCUGAACUGCUUUCCAGCCGAUUGAAGGAGCUCCUUUCUUCUGGUCAAGGAUAUGCCAGGGCUCAGUUCGGGGUGGAUUUGGGUCUGAAGCCCGAGCUGUACCCGACGUGGCUCAUCCUGUCCACGGCCGCGGUGGGUCUGCUGCUGCUGCUCGGUCUGUCCUGGGCCGCCGUCUGUGGCGGUCUGCUCGUCGGGAAAAAGCGAGGAUCCCCGGUCACCCAGAGCAGCGGAGAGCCCGUCAAGGCCACUUCUGUUAAAGCGGCGAAGCCAGAAGAACAGAAGAAGAGGAACAAAAAGAAGACGCCUGAAAAGAAGACUCAGUCCAACGGGCAGCCAGUGACUGUGGCUCAGGAGGAGGUUACAGGGACUGAGGGGGUUUCCAAGCUGUCCCCACAGAUCAAAACCCAGAAGGUUCAUGAGGUACAGGCUCCAGUGCAGGUGAAAAAGAACAAGAAGAAAACCAAGACAGAUUUGAAACCAGUCCAGCACGUGUCUACGAAUGAUGGGAAGGAACCUGAUGAUGGUGCCUGGGAGACCAAAGUCAGUAACCGAGAGAAGAGGCAGCAGCGCAGGAAGGACAAGGGCCCUGAGGACUCUGGUAGCUCAGGAGGUGGGGAGGCCCCCAAAACCCAUGUGAUGGCACCUGUAGCCACAGCACCUACCAACACCAAGAGGAACAGAGGAAGCCAAGAGUCACUGCCUUCAAGAACCACUGGAAAGGGGGAUGCAGCCAGUGGAGCUGGGUCCUCCACUUGGAGAGAGGAGCCUUCAGUCAACGGCGUAGGAUGGACUGACAUUUCCGUAAAGCUCCCAGGUCAGAUGGGUGCUAUGGGGGGAACCAAGUGGAGUAACAUGCCAACAGCUUCACAUUACAGGGCCCCAGUUGAGCCCCAGCGCUGGUCGCAGGAGACGCAAGCAGCAUGGACUGGCAUUGAUGGUCGGAUAAAGAGUGACCUCAAACCUGUGUCCUUCUCCAUGCGGAGACUAAAAACCACAGACCCAAUAUCAAAUUCAAUUGAGCUGCAGUGGGCGAGCCACCCAGACGUUGAGGAUGAAUGGUCUGGAUUCAAGGGAAUGGCAGCAGCGGACCCCAGCUCUGACUGGAAUGCCCCAGCAGAGCACUGGGGAAACUAUGAAGAGCCUCCUUUGUUGGUGACAGCAACCCCUCCACUGAAGGAACAGCCUGUCCCCAACAAGAUAUCAGAGGAUGAGAAGGAGACUGAUGAUCCCUCCGGGAAAGCAGCCAAAUCCAAGAAGAGGAGGAAAAAGAAGAAGAAAACAGAAGAGGAGGCUGCAUCCAAGGCCCAGGUGGUGAGCACAGCAUCCCUGGUCAAUGCAGUGCCUAAACCCCAAGAGCUUCCUGUGUUGGCCUCCAAAAAGCAGAAUCCUAGCACAUCCUCCUUUCAGAAGAAGUCUGAGCAGAUUGUGGAGCCUCCGAAACCCUCCCAGAAGAAAAAGGUCCGAAGGGAAACAUGAGGUUACAUCACAGGUCCAAGCGAAGCAUAUGCAAAUGAUUGUUAAAUGUGUCACAUGCAAUAAUUACCAGGUACAGAGUUUCUUUCUGAGAUACAUUAACAGUUUAUCAGUUGCCGAAACAAAAAGUAAACAAGCAGUGGAUAUCACCUGCUUGGCUAAAAACAGUGAUGAAAUGUGGUCCUGUGGACUGAAAUCUUAACCAAUUUGCACUAUAUGCUACACUGCAGCCAGAUUGGAGUUUCAGGACAGGUAGACUUGCAGUGGGGGUAUAUGUUUAUGUAAUUAUUUUUUUAAUGGCAUCAAAAGUGUUUUGUUUUUUUUUUUUUUCUCCAAGAGUGCAUGUUUAUUGUUAACUCCAAAAAAUAAAACGGUUUUCUUUAUUUUUAUUUUUGGAAAGUUAAGGUCACAAGAGUACCAAACAUUUUUACUCCUCAGAACGUUGCACUUUGUUUUUUUUUAGUCAUGCUGCUGCCCCCUUUAUGAAUCAUUGAAAUUUGUGAGAGCAAGCUGCAUGUCAGUGCUAGUCUCUCAAAUCCAUGUUAAAGGAUUGGUUUGGAUUUUUUUCAAGUUUAUUUUCACACAAAACUCUCAUGCCGUACGUACAGUAUGUUAAAAGCUUUAUGGGCCACUGUAAUCAUCUCUCCCAUUCGCUCCGGUUGUGAAGUGAUACCUACAUAGAGCAACUAUGUCAGAGAUGGAGGACAAAAAUCCACACGCCUCGUUUUGUGCAAAAAUGCGUUCUUAAGGUCGGCUAAAACUUAAUUAUUAUUAUCCAAAUUGAUGGCUUUUCUUGGCGUGUUGGUUUGUUGACGGGGAAAAAAAUUACAGGUAAUAAGCUCACAUGUGACUGCAAGGACAAAGGCACCCACUUGAUUUAGCUAUUCUUAGAGAGCUGAAGCCUCCUGUUCGUUUGGUCUGAACUUUCGAAUGCAUUUUUGCACGGCACAUAGACGUGAUCAUUUUUUGUACCCCGUUUCUUAAAGUGUCGGCGCUCUGCAAAGGUAUUUCUACACAAAUUGUAUGAACAAAAUUCAUUUUCACAGCUAUCAAUAACAUUUUCAACAUACAUAUGAUAUAGAACGACCUGGAAAAAUUAAAACUUGACUUUAAAGUAGCUUUAAAGAAAUAUUCCCCGAAAUCUAUCCUUUUAGUACAACUCAAUGCCUGUAGGCUGUUUAUUUUGUAAAAGGCCCUAUAUGAAGAAUAGAAGCUGUGGACAGGUUGAAUUCCAUGUCACUCAUAGUGGUGGAAAGUUUCACAGCAGAAAAAAAGUAUCUUGGCAAUAGAAACUUCUUAAUAAUCCCUCCUACAGUGUAAUCCACCUCUCGAAUGUCUGUUGGUGUGGUAGUAUGUUCCAAACACUUAUAGUUUUGCCAAAAUAUGGUUAAAUACACUACUGCUACACUACUACUAGGGAGAGGGACAGCAAGACAUUGAGGCUGUGUAUUUAGCCAUAUUUUGUUGAAACUAUGAGGAAAAUUUGGAACAAACUGACAGCUGAAAGGUUACUGAUUCAUCAGUCAUGUAUCAGACCAGAUCGUUUUGUCAAAGACAGCUCCUAAUUUGAAAUUUGAAGGUUUUAAACUGAUUCCAGAUCGGCACUGGGGCUGUUAUGUAGAGAGCAAAGCAACUGAUAUGAACCACCAGGAGGCACUGUAAUGUGAAGUUAAGCAGUAGUGGGGUUAUCCCAUAAUGCAGUAGCACUAUUGAGUAUUGUCCCUUUACAUUUAUCAUUCUGAGCAUGUCUGUCUUUAUCCGACCAGACUGUGCAUUGACAUUGAUUUAUCUAGAGACUUAACGGUCCCUUCUGCACUCUUUAUGGUUUUUUUUAAAGACAUUUUCUUCCAGUUGUUGUGCUAGAAAAAGCCGUGCCAUAUGUACAGAUUGUAAGGGCUUUUUCCAGUUCUGUGAUUGCACUGUGCAAAAGGCUGUAUUGAGUACCUUUUGAUGUCAAUUAACUGCUUUUUACGACCUUUUUGCGGAACGUGAAAUAUGUGACUUUUUUUGGUUUGUACCAGACUUCCAGGAUCUGUGACCGGGGGGGGGUGUUUUGCUUUUUUUUGACAUUGAGAAUGAAAACAUACAUAGAGAUAUGAUACGGAGCAGCUUUAAUUCCACAUCAAAGUUGGUUUUAAACAAGACACACACACACACAAUUACACAUCUUAAGGGAAUUUAAUUCCAUUGCCUUAACCUGUAGAUAUAUAGCAUUGGCGUCCUUUUUUAUAGUUUCCAUCUAAUUGCAAGUUAUGAUGUCAGAAUUAAUUUCAUCUUGCAUGACUUUGAUAAUAGUACUUGUGUACAUGAAAUUGAAUGAAUGAUUUCUUGCUUUAACAGUCAGUACUUGGUCCUGGAGUACUACUCAUUGUAUAUACUGUAAUAGCUUUUUUUAACGAGACAGUUUGCAGCUUUUUUUUGUGGGCAUCUAAUUUAGUGGACAUUAACAGGAGUGUGUUGUUGGUAGGCAAAGAACCUUAGUGUAUCAAGGUGUUGAUCAGCUGGUAGUGGUGGUACAUAAUUGUUGGUAGACCUGAUAGAACAAAAAUGAUAAGUUGCUGUGGCUUCAGGCACCCUUUUGUUUAAUUUUUACUGAUUAAGAUGAUUCAAUCAGUGUAUUUAUAUACUUGCCUCUAGGAAAUGUUUUUUGUGAAUGAUUUUGUUUGAGGAGAAUCAAAAUGAGAUUUCUAUGUUUGUUUGGUAAAGAUGAAAAAUAAAUAAGAAAUGCUUGAUGUCA
Xiphias gladius (swordfish) is the source of this 4471-nucleotide messenger RNA. RefSeq names its product metadherin a (gene mtdha). Lineage: Eukaryota; Metazoa; Chordata; Actinopteri; Istiophoriformes; Xiphiidae. The record is from RefSeq and is a predicted model, not a curated record. Gene Ontology annotation, cellular component: nucleus. Gene Ontology annotation, biological process: regulation of transcription by RNA polymerase II; positive regulation of canonical NF-kappaB signal transduction; positive regulation of angiogenesis. Gene Ontology annotation, molecular function: transcription coregulator activity. The transcript has 12 exons. The coding region runs from base 226 to 1737 and encodes 503 amino acids.